AUGGUGGAGCAGGUUAUACCAAAACUGGAUCUCGUAUUAGAGAAACUUGGAGCAGUUGAAUUCAAACUUGGAAAAAAGAAAACGGAGAGGACUGUGAACGACAUAGAGAACGGGAUGAAUUUCGUUGAUGAGGAAAGGAAAUCCUUCAUGAUGAGAAUCCAAGAAUUACAAACCCAGCUUAACCAGCUCAAAGAUGAAAAACUUUAUAUGGAGGUCUACCAGCGGCGGGAGAACUUACGCUUUUUUGAAAUCCAAGAAGUAGGCGCAGAGGAAGACACAAAGAAGGUUUUGGUUAAUUUUUUGAGAACGGAGCUAGGUUUGGAAGAUGUCGAUGGAUUAGAAUUUCAAAGAGUACAUCGGAUUGGAAAGCGGGACCCCUCCGACGGAAAACCCAGACAGAUUAUUGUACGUUUCCUGAGAUACCCUGAUCGAGAGAAGGUCAUGUUUAACGCCAGAAAACUUAAAGGAAAAGACUUUGGGAUAUCGCCGGAUCUUCCAAAAGAAAUCUAG
Stylophora pistillata is the source of this 510-nucleotide messenger RNA. RefSeq lists its product as uncharacterized. Lineage: Eukaryota; Metazoa; Cnidaria; Anthozoa; Scleractinia; Pocilloporidae. The record is from RefSeq and is a predicted model, not a curated record.